Bufo gargarizans (Asiatic toad) is the source of this 381-nucleotide messenger RNA. RefSeq names its product histone H2B 1.1-like. Bases 1 to 381 code for a protein of 126 amino acids. Gene Ontology annotation, molecular function: structural constituent of chromatin; protein heterodimerization activity; DNA binding. Gene Ontology annotation, cellular component: nucleosome. Lineage: Eukaryota; Metazoa; Chordata; Amphibia; Anura; Bufonidae. The transcript has a single exon. The record is from RefSeq and is a predicted model, not a curated record.
AUGCCCGAGCCCGCCAAGUCCGCCCCAGCGCCCAAGAAGGGCUCCAAGAAAGCAGACACCAAGGUCCAGAAGAAGGACGGCAAGAAGCGGAGGAAGAGCAGGAAGGAGAGCUAUGCCAUCUACGUCUACAAGGUGCUGAAGCAGGUGCACCCCGACACCGGCAUCUCCUCCAAGGCCAUGGGCAUCAUGAACUCCUUCGUCAACGACAUCUUCGAGCGCAUCGCAGGGGAAGCCUCCCGCCUGGCUCACUACAACAAGCGCUCCACCAUCACCUCCCGGGAGAUCCAGACCGCCGUGCGCCUGCUGCUGCCCGGAGAGCUGGCCAAGCACGCCGUCUCCGAGGGCACCAAGGCCGUCACCAAGUACACCAGCGUCAAGUGA